Gekko japonicus is the source of this 1345-nucleotide messenger RNA. RefSeq names its product protein eva-1 homolog C-like. Bases 49 to 1320 code for a protein of 423 amino acids. Gene Ontology annotation, molecular function: carbohydrate binding. Lineage: Eukaryota; Metazoa; Chordata; Lepidosauria; Squamata; Gekkonidae. The transcript has 8 exons. The record is from RefSeq and is a predicted model, not a curated record.
AGUGGUCCAGGCGGCGGCAGCAGAAAUCGGCCUUGGGGGUACGAUGCGAUGCCUGGGCCUUGGCGGAUGAGUCGGUUUUGGAUCUCCGGGGCAGUGCUGGGCUUCUUAUGGUGCUCUGCUCUGCUGAAGGCAGCGCCUGAGUUUUCAGGUUACCUACAGAAGGUUUUGAAAAAUCAGACUGCCCAUGCCUGCGAUGGGAAACAGCUGACCAUCAUUUGCCCUCACAAAACUUCAAUCAGUGUCCUCUCUGCGUUCUACGGGCGCCGGGUGCCCAGUCAAAACCUCUGCCCAGCCUCAGGAGAGCUCACCUCUGAGAGCACCGAUUGCGUAUCUCCUACAGCUCGCCAGAAAUUGAUGGAUGAGUGUCAAGACCAACGCUGGUGCCAUUUCUCUGUCCACAGCCGUGUUUUUGGGCCAGAUCCAUGUCCAGGGACACACAAGUACUUGGUUGUUUCGUACAAAUGUAGGCCGGCUAACCACCGCCUCAAGACCGCCUGUGAAAACGACAAGCUGAGGCUGCAGUGUCGGAAUAAGUCUGUUCUAGCCAUCUACUCUGCAGUCUAUGGGAGGCCUUUGCGUGGGAAGCCGGAGUGCGAGACUGUGAAUGGGACCGGCCCUGACAUAGAAUGCCUGGCUCCUGAGGCGCUGAGGAAAGUCUCCCGAAGAUGUCACCGGAAGGAAAACUGCACCGUCAUUGCCGAUACAGCCACCUUUGGCAAUCCCUGCUUCCCUAGAGUGAAGAAGCAGCUCAGGGUCUCCUAUACUUGUGUGCCAAGGCAGCUAUUGGAGGAAGUGGGCCGCGAUUCCCACGAAGACCCCUUCUCGAUCUCGGACUACACGCAUGGUGGCUGGUACACCGGGCCAAGGCUGGCCAGACUUCAAGAUAAUCUGAUGAUAUUUACUAGCUCUCUGGAAACUUUUGCCCAUGUCUGGGGCGUUCCUGAGAAGGUGGGUUUCUAUUUCCUGUGUGGCGUUUCGGUGGGCCUGGUGUUUCUCCUCCUCCUCUUCGCCCCCAAAGCGGGCUUCUGCCGCGACUUGAAGGAGGCCUUCAAAGGCAAAGAGCUGAGCAACAGUUUAGAACUGGACAAGACCAAGUUCCAAGAUGGACGAGAGGACGAUAACCAGGACGACAGCUCCUCGGACUCCUCCUUCCGCCGCCUCACCCAGACCUACCGUAAUUCCAACAACAUCUUUGGGCCGGAGCUGACCGCAGCCCUGGAAGGAGCAGCUGACCAGAGGAAUCACGAGGGAGACGAGAUCUGGAUCCCCAAGGAGUCCAGCCCGUACGCCAUCCACAAAAUUAAGUCGGCCACCAAGUGAGAAGGGGACCGGCGUGAUCUAGGCU